AUUUUAUAUUUUCUCACGUUUUUAUAAAUGACAGAAGAAAAAAAGGGUAAAGUUAAGAAGUUGAUUAAAUUAGAAAAAGAGAUUCAAGGCUAUUGGAAUGAGAACAAAUUAUUUGAAAUUGAUGCUUACUCUAAAAAUAAAAAAUCGGAUGAAAAAUAUUUUGUAACUUUUCCUUAUCCUUAUAUGAAUGGUCCUCUUCAUUUAGGCCAUGCUUUUACUAUGUCUAAAUGUGAAUUUUCUGUUGGAUACCAAAGAUUGAAAGGCAAAAACUGUUUAUUUCCAUUAAGUUUUCAUUGCACUGGAAUGCCAAUAAAGGCUUGUGCUGAUAAAUUGAAACUAGAGGUUAAAAAUUUUGGAUAUCCUCCAAAAUUUCCGUCUAAAUCUGAUAAAGCUAGCAUUGAAAUAAAUAAUCUGGAGGUUAAGGAAAAUAAUAAUAAUGUUGGUAGGAGUGGAAAGAGCAAACUAAUAGCAAAGGGAGGUGGGGAAACCAAAUAUCAAUGGGAAAUCAUGAAACAGUUGGGAUUUUCAGACAAAGAAAUUUUGGAAUUCAUAGAUCCUUACCAUUGGAUUGAUUAUUUCACUAAACAAGCUAUUAUGGAUGCCAAGAGCUUAGGAUUGAAAAUUGAUUGGAGACGUUCAUUUGUUACAACUGAUAUAAACCCUUUCUAUGAUUCUUUUGUUAAAUGGCAAUUCCGGAAAUUGAAACGCACUCACAGGGUGAAAUUUGGAAAGAGAUACACCAUAUUUUCUCCAGCAGAUAAGCAACCUUGCAUGGACCAUGAUAGGCUUAGUGGGGAGGGAAUUCUGCCACAGGAAUACACGUUGAUCAAACUUAGAGUCUUAGAACCCUUCAACAAGCCUUUACAACAGUUUCUAGACUCCCCUCAUCUUAAAAAAAUCAGCUGGAGUGGUCGAGUGUAUUUACCCGCAGCUACUCUAAGGCCAGAAACUAUGUAUGGCCAAACCAAUGCUUGGAUCCACCCUGAUAUUCUUUAUAAAGCCUUUUUGGCUGGGAAAAACUUGGAAAAUGACGGGAAAGCUAAUGCCUCACAAAAUGGCGAUGGUAACAUGGAUAUUUAUGUGUGUUCUUCAAAUGGCGCUAGGAAUAUGAGUUUUCAAGGCUUUACCGGUCAAUUUGGGGAGAUCAUCGAACUAGGAACCAUACCUGGCAAGGAUUUGCUAGGAUUGAAACUGAAGGCCCCUUAUUCAAAAUACGACGUAGUCUACUCCCUGCCUAUGAUGACCAUCAACGAAGAUAAAGGAACGGCCAUAGUAACCAGUGUUCCUUCUGAUUCUCCCGACGACUAUGCCGCCUUGCUUGAUCUCAAAAAUAAGCCCAAUCUUAGAUCUAAGUAUUCUAUUGGGGAUGAAAUGGUCCUCCCCUUCGAACCGAUUCCCAUAUUAGAGAUAGAAGGAUUAGGAACCCUCUGCGCCAAGGAGAUGUGCCAAAAAUUUAAGGUUCAAAGCCAGAACGAUAAGGAAAAGCUGAAGCAGGCCAAGGAUUUACUUUAUCUCAAGGGAUUCUACGAAGGGGUCAUGUUAACGGGAGCUUAUACCGGGCGCAAGGUAUCUGAGAUCAAAAAAAACGUGCAAAGCGAUUUGAUUGCCGAAGGCUUGGCGGAUGUCUACAUGGAACCGGAAGGUCUCAUAGUCUCUCGUUCCGGUGACAGAUGCAUCGUGGCCUUAUGCGAUCAAUGGUAUUUGGAUUACGGUGAAGAAAAGUGGAAAAGUCAAGUCAGGAAUUACGUUGAAAAUGGGUUGAGCACGCUGAACAGUUUGGAAAUCAAAAAGAAUUUUCUGGCUACCUUGGAUUGGUUACAGGAACAUGCUUGUAGCAGGCUAUACGGGCUAGGCAGUAAAAUACCUUGGGACGAUGGAUGGCUUAUAGAAUCCUUGUCUGAUUCGACAAUUUACAUGGCGUAUUAUACGAUAGCUCAUCUUUUGCAGGGCCUGGACAAUCUGGAAGGAAAGCUCGAAAAUGCAUUGCAUAUAAGACCCGCGCAAAUGACCGACAAGGUAUGGGAUUACUUAUUCGACCUUAACCCUGAUCCACCUACCAAUGGCGUCGAAGAUAAUGGCAUUCCCCUCUCGGCUUUGAAUCGACUCAAGGCCGAAUUCUUGUAUUGGUACCCGGUCGAUUUGAGGGUAAGUGGCAAAGAUUUAGUUCCUAACCAUCUGACUUACUACCUGUAUAAUCAUAUAGCCAUAUGGGAAAACGAUCCAUCUAAAUGGCCUAAAAGUAUUCGAGCGAACGGUCUAUUGAACCUCAAUUCAGAAAAGAUGUCAAAAUCGACGGGAAAUUUUAUGACAUUAUCUCAAGCUGUUGGUCAUAGAAAAGAGUAUCAAGAAGAAGGCAGCGAUUAUUUUGGGGCGGACGGGACGCGGCUCGCUUUGGCAGAUUCCGGCGAUUCUCCCAUCGAAGACUCGAACUUUUGCGUGCAAACGGCUACUGUUAAUGGCGUCUUGAAGCUUUACGCCUUCUUGCAGUGGGCCCUAGCUUUUAAUAGCGAAUCAUUCGACGACCAACAUCAACAUAAUUUAAUCAAAGAACUCCGUUCGGGAAUUAGCGUCGAUACCAUAAGAAGAGGAUCUAAAUACACGGAUUUCUUCCCCGAUAAAAUUUUUGCAAACGAGAUAAACGACACUAUUAACCAGGCGGAAUACUUUUAUGAACGGAUGAUGUUUAAAGAAGCUUUAAAAAUUUGCUUUUUCGAAUUUCAAGGAGCGAGGGAUAGGUACCGAGAACUCUGUAUGGAUUUGGGCAUGAAUUAUUCGCUUAUCGCUAGGUAUAUAGAAGUGCAAUGCUUGCUGCUUUCGCCUAUAUGCCCACACGUUACCGAAUUCAUAUGGCUGCAUUCCUUGAAAAUGAAAACUUCUAUAACUCAAGCCAAAUGGCCCCUGGCUGGAAAGGUGGAUAAGAAUUUGCUAGAAGCUUCCAAAUAUCUCUGGAAAAAUGCUCACGAAUUCAGGAUUCACCUGAAAAGUUUACUGAUUGGCAAAAAGAAAGAAUUCGCUGGUAAAAAGCCUACCAAUGCCAUCAUAUACGUAGCUAAAGAUUUCCCCCAUUGGCAAAAGAUCGUUAUAGAUACUUUAACUACUUUGAAGAAGAAUAACGGUGGCACCUUACCCGAUAACAAAUUCAUAUCCGAAGCGCUUUACAAAAUACCCGCUCUCGAGAAAUACAAGAAGAAAAUUAUGCCCUUGGUUCAAACCAUUAAGGAUAAUUUUGACGAAGAGAAAACAUUUUUACUGGACGAACAGAACAUUUUACAGCAAAAUAUCAAAUAUUUGUGCAACACUUUGGAGCUUAAAAGGAUAGAUGUACUUGCCGAUACCCAAGACGACAAAAUAGAAUGUUGUCCCGGAAAACCAGCGAUCGUAUUUGGGUUUGAACCGGUAUUUGAUAUCCUGUUUAUCAACAAGCAAGUAGGGGCCCCUUAUUUCGAAAUAAACCUACCCGUGACCCAAAACGAAAGGGUGGCUGAUAUCAUUGACAGAAUAAAUAAAUAUCUGGCACGCUCGGCCGAUUUCAAGGCUAAAGAUAUAUUCCUCUGCAGAUACGAAGACCCCUUGUUAGGGCCCAGAAUGCUCCCAUCUUGCUUGGAUUAUGAAGAGCAACUCUUUGGUCCAAAUAAGCUUGCUACUUCUUUACCACCCACUCAUUUACAUCCCGUACCAAUGGAAAGCAAAUUCUUCUCUGAGCCAGAUGACAAAAAUGGUCUGAAAAUAUUUUUAUUUCCCAAGGAAAAAGAUUUUUUCGAAGUCGGGAAAACGUUGGUUUAUCACGUUUCCGCCUGAAAUCUAUUUUAAAAUAUUUUUUACAUAUAAAUCAUUUUUUUAUAUAAAAUAAAAAAGAAAUUGAUUUGAUCUGUAAUAUAUUAAUUUUUAUGUUUAGGUAUUUUUUGCGUUCCUAUAGAAAAAUUUGUUCCGCCCCCUUUCGAACCUUUCUGACAGAUGAUAUUUCAUUUCCAUUUUCAAUCAAACAUUUUUAUCUGGUAAUCUUUAUUCAUAAAUCAAUUAUUGAAGACCCAAACAUUAAUAUAUUGCCUGAAAUAUUUAUCGUUUAAAUUUAUACGGUGAUAACAAUUAUAAAUUUGAGUGUGAAAAAAAACAACUUAUUGCCAACCCUAAUUUUGUAACCUUAUUAUCCACUUAAAAUUUAUUAUAGCAUACUUUCAAAACUUUCUAAUUUGGGCAC
Molecule: messenger RNA, 4198 nt
Organism: Gordionus sp. m RMFG-2023
Lineage: Eukaryota; Metazoa; Nematomorpha; Gordioida; Chordodea; Parachordodidae
Product: leucine--tRNA ligase, cytoplasmic-like
Exons: 28
Coding region: 28-3798 (1256 amino acids)
Biological process (GO): leucyl-tRNA aminoacylation
Molecular function (GO): aminoacyl-tRNA deacylase activity; ATP binding; leucine-tRNA ligase activity
Source: RefSeq, a predicted model, not a curated record